This is a messenger RNA of Pseudozyma flocculosa PF-1, 2880 nucleotides long. RefSeq lists its product as uncharacterized. The transcript is spliced from 3 exons. The coding region runs from base 1 to 2880 and encodes 959 amino acids. The record is from RefSeq and is a predicted model, not a curated record. Gene Ontology annotation, biological process: cytoskeleton-dependent intracellular transport; cytoplasmic microtubule organization. Gene Ontology annotation, molecular function: microtubule binding; dynein light intermediate chain binding. NCBI's taxonomy places the organism in Eukaryota, Fungi, Basidiomycota, Ustilaginomycetes, Ustilaginales, Ustilaginaceae. Gene Ontology annotation, cellular component: cytoplasm; centrosome.
AUGUCGUCGGUCGACGCAGAGGCAAACGCCUACCUCGCCUGGGUGCGCGCCGUUCUCGACCCAGAUACCACCGCCGCACCACCUGCCGCCUCCAACACCACCGACGGCACCGACCAAGAUGCACAGCUCACCGACCCACCGCCGCCGCCCUCGACGACGUCGUCGUCCAACCGCACCUACGACUCCGUCGACGACCUCUGCGACGGCGUCGCCCUCUUUGACCUCCUCGCCGCCAUCGACCCGGACCUCUUCCGCAACCCGCACGGCGCAGACGUAAAGGACAACUGGGUCCUCACCAUCGGCACCCUCAAGCGCCUCUACAAGCUCAUGAUGCAGUACUACUCCCAGUCCCUCCAGUGCGACACCCACCAGCUCCCCGCGCCCGAUCUCAACGCCAUCGCACGCUCCUCGGACAAGGCGCACCUCAACAGCCUCUGCCUCCUCGCCAUCGGCAUCGCCGUCCAGAGCGACGAAAACGACCGCCACAUUGCCGCAAUUCAGACCCUGCCCCAGGAACACCAGCAUCAGCUCAUGAUGGCCAUCGCACGCAUCAUGGACGCCAUCAAACAGGGCCAGGACCAGCAGCUCGCCGCCGAUCAGCAGGCCAAUGCCGAUGGCCGCCGGACCAACGGCGACGGCAGCGCCGACACCGACGGCGACGACGCCUUCGGCCAGUCUAAAGAGGAAAUGGCCCAGGACCUCGCUCGGCUGCGCGACGAAAAGUCGACGCUCGAAAAGGCCUACAUCCAGCUCGCCGAAGAGCACCGCAACCUCGAGGACACGCUGCAAGAGUCUCGCGCCGAGACCCGCCAGGCCACCUCCGAGCUUGCGUCCUACCGCAAGUCGGUCGAGGAGAGCCGCAACGAGCAGGCCGACGUCCUCAUGCGCCAGGAGAUUGAGCGCCUCAAGCUCGAGCUGCGCAAGAGCGAGGACAACCUCGCCGCCAUCGAAAACGACCACGAGCGCCUCACAAAGGCCAACCUCGAGCUCGUCCGCCGCACCGACGACCUCCAGCGCAAGGCCGACGAGGGGACCCGCUUCAAGGACCAGCUCGACGAGCAUCGCCACGCCGCCGACAAGCUCCAAAAGGCCGAAAACGCCAUUGAAAAGUACAAAAAGAAGCUCGAGGAGGGCGCCGACAUCCGCAGGCAACUUAAGGCCCUCGAGGAUCAAAACGCCGACCUGGUCAACCGCAACGCGUCGCUCGAGGACGAGUACAAGCGCGUCUCGGCGUUUAAGCCGCUCAUGGACUCGUACAAGACCCAGAUCGCCGAGCUCGAGGCCAAGGCGUCCAACCUCCAGCGCGACCUCGAUACGUCCAAGUACGAGCAGGACCAGGUGCUCUCGCGGCUCAGGGCGUCCGAGGACCAGAGGGCAAAGGAGAAGGAGGAGAUGGAGCUCUACCAGGACCGCAUCCGCGAGCUCGAGCUGGGCGGCGACGACGGCAGCGGCGCUGCGAAGCGGAAAAAGGCCGCAGCGGCGGCGGCAGCGGCAGCGGCAGGGGGCAGCCAAGACGACGUGGCCAUGAACGGCGCCGAGGGGCUCGUGGCGGCCGACAACAGCUUCGCAUCCGCGCGGGGCAUCGGCGGCGACGACGACGGCGAUGACGACGACGAAGACGACGACGAGGCCGACACGGCGGGCGAGCUCGAAGAUGCGCUUUCUGGCACGACGAUGACGGACCUCAAGAUCCGGGUGCGCAAGUUGAUGCGCGAGCUUGAGGCGGCGCGGACCAACAAGGCGGACCAGUCGCGCAUCAUUGUGCUCGAGAACCUGCUCGAGGAUGCGCAGAAGAUGAAGUCGCGGUACGAAGCCGACUACCUGCGCGAGCACCGCGAGAAAAUGAUUCUGCAGAACCAGAUCGAGGCCAUCCGCAGCGGCAAGUCCGACCUCGGCGAUGGCACCGAGGCGGCGUACGCGCUGCGGCUGCGCCUCAACGAGGUCGUCGACGAGCUCGACAAGAGCAAGCGCGAGCUGACGACGCUGCAGGUGCAGCACGAGCAGAUCACGCGCGAACUGACGAUUGCCAAGUCGGACCUCGCGCUGGUCAACAAGGACCAGGUCGACAUCCUGCACUCGCUGCGGGCGUCGAUCGAGGUGGAAAAGGACGAGCUGGAGGGGACGAUCCGGCGGCUCAAGACGAAGCUGUCGUCUGCGCACGAGCAGAACAAGAUGUCGAUGGCGCAGGUCAACAGCCUGCUGAUGGAAAAGGUGGACCUGCAGAGCGAGUCGAUCGGGCAGCGCGACGAGGCGCUCAAGCGCGAGCGGACGCUGGGCGAGCUGCGGGUCAAGCUGAGCGGCAAAGGUCUGCCGCGCGAGGUCGAGGAUAUGGUGGCCUCGCUCCAGGUCGAGGCGAUGAACGGGGCGCGCGACCUCAAGGCGGUGCAGGACAAGUUUGCCAAGGCCAAGAUGUUUAUCAAGCAGCAGGACCGGAUGCUCAAGGAGCGCGAGAGGGAGAUGGCGUCGUUUUCCGCCGUCGCCGCGGCGGCGCAACAACACGGUGGUGGAGGGGUCGGGGGGGACGAGGAGGGGGAGAGGGGAUACAAGAGGCUCAAGGAGGAGGUGACGGUGCUGCGGCGCGAACAGCGUCUCAUGAUGAGCGCGUUCCAGGAUCUGGGGAGGAGGUACAUGGUCGAACUCGAGAGCAGCCGUUCCCACACCGGCAGCGGCGGCGGUGGCGGUGGCGGUGGCGGUGGCGGCGGUGGAGGUGGGUUCGGUCAUUCUGGUAUUGGAGGGGGUGGUGGGAUGGGGAGCAGCAAGGCGCUCCUGGUCAACUCGUCCGGAUCCAAAAGCGCCGCUGCAGGAGGGGGAGGCGGAAGUUGGUUGAAUCGUCAACGGUCCAGCGUCAACCCGACGCUCAAGAUCGCAAGUAGGAGAUAG